UCGCUCUGGCGGAAACGCGCCUGCGUGCACGCGCUCAUUAUAAUACACACAGGUGCGUUCACGCAGGGCAGGAGGAGACACAGGAGAAAGGACACAGGAAGGCAGCGGCAGGAUAGUAUGACAGCUGCCGUAGAGAAGACAGUUAACAUGGAGGAUUUUUUCCAACAGGUGGGAGAGGUUAGAUGCCUCAUUGAGAAGAUCUCCUGUCAAGCAGAGGAGGUGGAGAGGAGACAUGGCGCCAUCCUUGCCAAUUCAAACCAAGACAAGAAAAGCAGAAAGGAACUGGAGCUGCUAAACAAUGAGACCAAGAAGAAUGUAAACCUGGUCCGAGCCAAGUUAAAAUCAAUGCAGAAGGACCUGCCGGUAGACGAGAACAGCACAAGUGCCUCAGUCAUCCAGCGAAUUCACAAGAACCAGCACUCGCAUCUGACUCGAUGGUUUGCUGACGUCAUGAGGGGAUACCACAAAGCUCAAAUCGGCUUCAGAGAUAAAUGCAAAGCUCAAAUUCAGAGACAGCUAGAGAUUGUGAAUAGAGUUACUACAGAUGAUGAGUUAGAGGAGAUGCUGCACCGUGAAAAUCUUACCAUCUUCAUAUCUGAUAUCAACUCCAAUGCUCGAAUUUCGAGCCAGGCUCUAAGUGAGAUUGAAUCUCGUCAUCAGGACAUCAUCUGCCUGGAGUCCGGCAUCAAAGAGCUGCACGAGGUGUUUGCUGACACUGCCAUGCUCUUGGAGAGUCACGGGGACUUGAUCAACAACAUUGAAAAGAAUGUGACGGGUGCAGCAGAGUAUGUAGACGUGUCCAAAGAAGAAACCCACAAAGCAGUCACGUACAAGAAAAACCCAUACAAGAUAGCAUCACUGCCAAGCUUCUUCAAGGGUUUGAAGAGGCAAGCAAGUACUAAAACUGCAAAUGAUCAAAACACCUCAGAGGUAAACCAUGACUGAGCUCCUGAGCUCGUUUGAACACUGACUGCAUCAGAUGUCAUGAUCAACAUCAAAGCCUGUGCCUGAUGAAAAAAACUUCAUGUGAAUUGGGUUACGGAAUCUGCCUGUGACCUCAGAUGCCUUCCUUUUCCAAAAUGAGACUGAGGAUGAUGAUAUGUGGAAUUGAAAUGAUGAUUUGAACAGGUUCGAUAAAGAUAUGUCAAAUGAAAGUUAAAGGAUACUGAUGUAAAGUCAGAAAACGAGGACACACAUGGAUCAAACCUGACAGCCUUACAUAACUGUCUGUCUUAACUGUCACCCAGUGGUGUGAAUCCUGAGUCUAUAAUUGAUUCCUAUCCAAUGUUGAGAAAAAUAUCUGAAUACUUCUAGAAGGAUAACGCCUGAAAUUCAUUGUCACAUAGCUGAUGUUCCUCAUAGUGGCCAAUAGGGGGCAUGAAAACAUCAGAACAAAAAUCUAAACAAUGCUCAUCACCAUCCAUUCUGUCUGCAGUCAUCCUGAACUCUAUUCCUUGUGUGUUUGUUAAUAUUAUGGGCUUUACUGAAAAUGCAUACAAUGUUUUUAUAUGUGGUCUGACGCAAAGAGAGAAGAAUGUGUUGUGUUUUAAAAUAAAUGAGGCUUGCAAAAUCCCAUAAUAAA
Molecule: messenger RNA, 1582 nt
Organism: Notolabrus celidotus (New Zealand spotty)
Lineage: Eukaryota; Metazoa; Chordata; Actinopteri; Labriformes; Labridae
Product: syntaxin-2-like
Exons: 9
Coding region: 118-945 (275 amino acids)
Biological process (GO): exocytosis; intracellular protein transport; synaptic vesicle fusion to presynaptic active zone membrane
Cellular component (GO): SNARE complex; plasma membrane; endomembrane system
Molecular function (GO): SNAP receptor activity; SNARE binding
Source: RefSeq, a predicted model, not a curated record